UUUAUCUUAUACUUAUCUUUUAAUGGCAACUAAUUUUUAAAGUUGUCACUACAUACCCCUUUCCUUUCCUUAUUGCUCUUCUUUAUAACAUUCUCUCUAGAAAACUUUCUCUCUCUAAAAUCCUUCCCUGUUUUCAUAGGUGUAUUUUUCUAGUCACAAAAUUCUGGUGAAAAGGUUCAAAACAGGACUUAUGUGGCAGAAGCAGCCCAGCAAAUCUUCUUACAGAGAAUCAAUCAAAGCUCUUGAAGCUGAUAUUCAGCAUGCCAAUAAUCUGGCAGCUUCUCUUCCAAGGGACUACUGUGGAGAUAGUGUUCAGAUGAGACUAUCUUACAGUCCUUUGGCACCCUUUUUCAUAUAUUUGAUAGAAUUGAUGGAUUAUAGUUGUACAGAUGCCCUCCCUAAUUUUUUGGGACUGCAUCAAAUUUUAGUAUACAAGGUUUAUGUUGAUGGAAUGCCAACAAUGUCUUCCCAAGAAAAGAAGGCGUCUUUAAGGGAAUUCUAUGCUGUGAUAUACCCGUCACUUAGGCUGCUAGAAGGUAAUCUGAUUGAAUUGGAAGAAGGUAGCAAAAAAUCUAGGAGCUCGGAUAAUAUGAGCCGAAAGAGAUUGGAUGACAAGUGGAAACUUCCUGAUAUUGAUUCGGAGAGGGAUGAUGAAUGCGGGAUUUGUAUGGAACCUGGCACUAAGAUGGUGCUGCCCACUUGCGGUCAUUCCUUGUGCAUCAGUUGCUUUCAUGAUUGGAGUUCAAGAUCAAGGUCCUGCCCAUUUUGCCGGGGAAGCCUAAAGAGGGUAACCUCUAAAGAUUUGUGGGUUCUCACAAACAACCAUGAGGUUGUUGACUCGAUCACCAUUGCAAGAGAAAACCUGACCCGUUUCUACUUGUACAUUGAUAGCCUUCCACUUGCAACACCUGAUACUCAUUUCUUUGUGUAUGAUUACAUGAUAUGAGCUAGAGAAAGAGGAACAUAACCUAAGAAAGUACUUUGUUUUAAAGAAGCCAACCACUGAUUGUAUAUAGUGUCUGGUAUUAUGUUCACCUUGCGAAUCUGCGAUGGUGGAUUAACAACUGUAAACGUUGUCAUCGGAUGUUCUUGACCUGCUAGAUAUUCUACUGCUGUUUGUGUUCAGACAUCAGAGGAAGCUUUAGAUGUUCAGGUUGUGGAAGAUUGCCUGCUGCAAAAAAUAAGAACGCUUCCUGGUCGAGGCAUCUGUAACCUAGUGUAGAAGUAAGUAAAAGUAUGCUUGACAUCCAACUCUGGCCUUUUAGAAUCUGAGAAGGAAUUGUCAAGUUACUCUAUUAUGUAUCUUCUGGGUUUCCCCCCUCAAUAAUUUGAUGAAUUUGUGCAGGGGUUACCCUCAUAUCUUCUUAUGAUUAAUACAACAGUAAUAUUCCGUUCCA
This is a messenger RNA of Chenopodium quinoa (quinoa), 1397 nucleotides long. Its product is annotated as peroxisome biogenesis factor 10-like. Bases 191 to 946 code for a protein of 251 amino acids. The record is from RefSeq and is a predicted model, not a curated record. The transcript has 5 exons. NCBI's taxonomy places the organism in Eukaryota, Viridiplantae, Streptophyta, Magnoliopsida, Caryophyllales, Amaranthaceae. Gene Ontology annotation, molecular function: ubiquitin protein ligase activity. Gene Ontology annotation, biological process: protein ubiquitination.